Messenger RNA from Cryphonectria parasitica EP155, 318 nucleotides. RefSeq lists its product as uncharacterized. The record is from RefSeq and is a predicted model, not a curated record. The transcript is spliced from 2 exons. Lineage: Eukaryota; Fungi; Ascomycota; Sordariomycetes; Diaporthales; Cryphonectriaceae. The annotation marks the transcript as partial.
ACCUGGUGGCGUGUCGGUGCCGUCUAUGGCGCUGCAGCGGUUUGCCUGGGAGCCUUUGGUGCUCAUGGCCUGAAGCAGCGCAUCAACGACCCUGCAAAGCUCGCAAGCUGGGCGACAGCAGCUCAUUACCAGCUCAUUCACUCCGUUGCUGUUCUGGUCGCUCGCGACAACCCACUCGCCGCAGGACUCUUCACAGCUGGCAUGACCAUGUUCAGUGGAAGCAUCUAUGCCCUCAUUCUAGAUCCGGCCCGCUUCAAAGUACUGGGACCAGUCACCCCCCUCGGUGGCCUCUGCCUGAUUGGCGGCUGGCUCUCUCUU